This is a messenger RNA of Spodoptera littoralis (African cotton leafworm), 546 nucleotides long. NCBI's taxonomy places the organism in Eukaryota, Metazoa, Arthropoda, Insecta, Lepidoptera, Noctuidae. The record is from the annotation of a GenBank genome assembly.
UUAUUAUGAAUGUACUCAUUUGAUACUUAUUUUACAGAUUUCAUUUAUUGUCUUUGAUGUACUUUUAAUCGCUUUAACAUACGUCAAGAUGUUAAUUGAACAAAAAAAACAUGAUGUGGAGUUACGUGUAUCCAAUUAUCUGACACUCCUUGGGUUGAUUAUUAUCAAGAGAUUAACGUUAAUAACUAUCUUUAGUUCAGUCUGUGAAAAGCUCUACAUGGCUGUCUCUGAAACUGAUGCUGUUUGCAGUUGUUUGUUGCGGACUACUCAGAAUAUUGAGGAAAUCAAAAGAUUCUGCAAGAACGUGCAGCGGUUGAACCGUGCAGCCUUCCACAAGAUGAGAGCUUGUCACAUCUUCACGGUCGAUGGACGUCUACCUCAAGAGUUUUUCAAUCUGAAGUUUGGGUACAUAGUAGUUUUGCUGCAAUUUCUUCUUUUGUAAAUGCAUAAAAAGAAUUUUCAAAUUAGACCAUUAACUAUAAAUAUACUGACUUUUUUUAAUGGGACAAGCUCGCCACAACCUCCUGAAACCGCUGCAACUCCUGU